Molecule: messenger RNA, 1720 nt
Organism: Phalaenopsis equestris
Lineage: Eukaryota; Viridiplantae; Streptophyta; Magnoliopsida; Asparagales; Orchidaceae
Product: probable polygalacturonase
Exons: 5
Coding region: 88-1548 (486 amino acids)
Biological process (GO): carbohydrate metabolic process
Molecular function (GO): polygalacturonase activity
Source: RefSeq, a predicted model, not a curated record
AAAUUCCCCUAAUUAAAAAAAAAGCAAAGUUAGGGAACCUUCACCUUCUUAAAACAAGUCGUCCGUCUAUCAGUCGACAAAGCGGACAUGGACGUCGCGGAGAAACCCUGGCUUCAUAGCCGCGCAUGGUGGUGGGCCCGCUUCAAACGCCCAUCAUUAGCCGCAAUCCUCCUAGCUUCCGCUUCCAUCGUCUUCCUCUUCCUCCUCCAGCCCUCCUCCUCUCCACCUGAAACCCCAUUUUCUCCGCCGGCGACAGCCGCCCCCAUCUCCGGCAGCCGCCCUCCGGUCCCUCAGAGCUGCGCUGGAUUCUACGAUGCCGGACCGCCGAGGAAGGCGGUUUUCUCGAUACAGGAAUUCGGCGGGGUUGGCGACGGCCUCACGGUAAAUACGGCGGCGUUCCGGCGGGCGGUGGAGCGGUGCAGGGAGUUCGGGGAUAAGGGUGGGGCCAUGCUCAAUGUGCCGGCUGGUCGAUGGCUCACGGGAAGCUUUAAUUUGUCCAGCAAUUUCACGCUUUUCUUGCAUGAUGGGGCCGUGAUCUUGGGAUCAGAGGACCCCAAGGAGUGGCCGUUGAUAGAGCCUUUGGUGUCAUAUGGGCGAGGAAGAGAGAGACCGGGAGGAAGGCAUAUCAGCCUCAUCCAUGGCAGUGGCCUCCAUGAUGUAGUUUUAACAGGACAGAAUGGCAGCAUUGAUGGGCAAGGGAAUAUAUGGUGGGAUCUAUGGUGGAACAGAACAUUGGAGCACACAAGAGGACACCUUGUCGAAUUAGUCGACUCGAAGAACAUUCUAAUAUCAAAUCUUACAUUCCGCAAUUCUCCAUUUUGGACAAUCCACCCUGUGUAUUGCAGUAAUGUGUUGAUGAAGAACCUCACUGUUCUGGCUCCUCUUCACUCUCCCAAUACUGAUGGAAUUGAUCCAGACUCGAGCACAAACAUAUGCAUCGAGGACUGCUAUAUCGAAAGCGGCGACGACAUGAUUGCCAUAAAAAGUGGUUGGGAUCAGUAUGGCGUUGCGGCCGCUCGUCCCAGCUCCAACAUCAUCAUCCGAAGGAUUUCAGGAACAACCCCAACUUGCUCAGCUGUGGGAAUUGGAAGUGAAAUGUCCGGCGGAAUAUCUGACAUACUAAUUGAAGAUCUACAUGUCUGGGACUCCGCGGCCGCGGUGAGGAUAAAAACGGACCGAGGUCGAGGAGGAUACAUCACAAACGUUACGAUAACGAAUGUGAAGAUGGAGAGGGUUAGGAUUCCUAUAAGAUUUAGUAGGGGAUCAAAUGAUCAUCCUGAUGAUGGCUGGGAUCCUAGAGCUCUUCCCCAAGUCAAUAUUAUUAAUAUCAGUAAUGUUAGCAGCUUCCAAGCAGAGAGAGCGCCCAUUCUUGAAGGCGUUGAAGGAGCUAAGUUUCAGGGCUUAUGUUUAAAAAAUAUCAAUUUGCGUAUAAUUCGCCAUGAUACGAAAUGGCACUGUGAGAAUAUUGAUGGUGAAGCUUAUAAUGUGUUACCAGUACCAUGCCCACAGCUUAGAAGGAAUCAAACUUCAUCUAAGUGUUUUCACUAAGAUUUUAAAUUUGUUCUGUAUAUUCUUAUUGUAUUUUCUCAUUUUUUUUAUGUAGAAGAACGUUGGAUAGAUCAUGUAAGCAGAAGCUAAAUUAGUCAGCAAAUUGGUGGAUGGUGUUCUUAUUCUUCACAGGCUUGUACUGAAACAAUGACAACAGAUUUUUUUUAGUAGA